CCUCUCAUAAUACAGAUAAGCAAAUAACAGGCUCCUGUCUCUUACAGAGAGAAAGAAGGCGUGCUUAAGAGGAAUGGGAGGAGACUACAUUUCCCAGAACACUUUGCCCAGGAGCUUGCUUUGGGAUUGGCCACUGCCCAGGCCCGAUUCGGCAGGGAAAAGCGGCGGGGAUAACGGCGUUUGCAGGUACGCGGGAGGUGUUGACCAGGCGCUGUUUGGAAGCCAUGGCAUCGCUACGGCGCUUCUCGCUGCACCUGUCCGCAGGGAGCUGCCUCCUCUUCCUCCUCUGUGUCCAGUUCGGGGGAAGCCAGAAGAAGAAGGAGAACCUUUUAGCAGAGAAGGUGGAACAGCUUAUGGAAUGGAGUUCAAGGCGCUCAGUCAUCCGUAUGAAUGGAGACAAAUUCAGAAGGUUUGUGAAGGCGCCACCUCGCAACUAUUCAGUGAUUGUGAUGUUUACAGCUCUGCAGCCACAGAGGCAAUGCUCAGUUUGCAGGCAAGCUAAUGAAGAAUAUCAAGUAUUGGCUAACUCAUGGCGCUACUCUUCAGCAUUUUCAAACAAGCUCUUCUUCACUCUAGUUGAUUAUGAUGAGGGUGCAGAUGUUUUCCAGCAGCUCAAUAUGAACUCUGCUCCAACAUUCAUGCAUUUCCCUCCAAAAGGUAAGCCCAAGAGAGCAGACACAUUUGACCUACAGAGAAUUGGAUUUGCUGCAGAACAGUUAGCUAAGUGGAUUGCUGACAGAACGGAUGUUCACAUCAGAGUGUUCAGGCCACCAAAUUACUCAGGAACUAUUGCAUUAGCCCUUUUGGUGUCGCUUGUUGGUGGUUUGCUCUACUUGCGGCGAAACAACCUGGAAUUCAUCUACAACAAGACCGGUUGGGCAAUGGCUGCAUUGUGUGUUGUUUUUGCAAUGACUUCUGGCCAAAUGUGGAAUCACAUCCGAGGACCUCCAUAUGCUCAUAAAAAUCCUCAGAAUGGACAAGUGAGUUAUAUACAUGGAAGCAGUCAGGCACAAUUUGUUGCGGAGUCUCAUAUUAUUCUCCUUCUGAAUGCUGCUAUCACCAUGGGAAUGGUUCUUUUGAAUGAAGCUGCCACCUCCAAGGGAGAUGUUGGGAAAAGGAGAAUAAUAUGCCUAGUAGGAUUGGGUCUGGUAGUUUUUUUCUUCAGCUUCCUGCUAUCGAUAUUCCGCUCCAAAUACCAUGGCUAUCCGUACAGGUAA
Candoia aspera is the source of this 1217-nucleotide messenger RNA. It is a transcript of the gene TUSC3, whose product is annotated as tumor suppressor candidate 3. NCBI's taxonomy places the organism in Eukaryota, Metazoa, Chordata, Lepidosauria, Squamata, Candoiidae. The transcript has 9 exons. Gene Ontology annotation, cellular component: oligosaccharyltransferase complex. The coding region runs from base 225 to 1217 and encodes 330 amino acids. The record is from RefSeq and is a predicted model, not a curated record.